Molecule: messenger RNA, 1718 nt
Organism: Malus domestica (apple)
Lineage: Eukaryota; Viridiplantae; Streptophyta; Magnoliopsida; Rosales; Rosaceae
Product: proline-rich protein 4-like
Source: RefSeq, a predicted model, not a curated record
UCGAAGUGCUUAUAAGCACUAUAUAAUGUAUGCCUUGUAAGCUGUGUAAUACAAGAAGCUUAAACUUAAGCUGUGUAAUACUAGUGCAUAUAACCACCAUAGAUUAAGCUUUUUUGUCUUCGUUGGGGUGCGGUUCCCAAUGAAGAUCUUCCAGAAGUGCUUCUGGCUUUGUGUGCUUUUUGUGAGCUUUUGCUACGCUGAACAGACAGUUGAGGUACUUGGUGUUGGAGAAUGUACUGACUGUGAUCAGAAUAGCAUUAAGACUAGCCGUGCCUUUUCAGGUCUUCGUGUAACAAUUGAUUGCAAGCCAGAAAAUGGACACUUCAAGACAAGAAGAGUUGGGGAGCUCAAUGAACAUGGAGAGUUCAAAGUCUCACUCCCUAAAGAGAUUCUAAAAGAAGAAAACCAACUAAAAGAGGACUGUUAUGCCCAACUCCACAGUGCAUCAGCUGUCCCUUGUGCUGCCCAUGACGGCCUAAAAUCCACAAAAAUAGUCUUCAAGUCUAAGGCAAGUGAUGGGACACAAACCUUUGGAGUGGUUGGUGGAAAGCUCAAAUUUUCACCUGUGACGUGCACUUCCGCCUUCUUUUGGCCUCACAAGAAGCACCCACUUUUUUCCAAAUUGCCACAUUUGCCUAAGUUGCCAACUUUCCCUAAAUCUCACCCAAUUUUGGGACACCCAUUCCCAUUCCCUCCUAAGGUUUUUCCUCCAUUCCCACCUAAGGUCUUCCCUCCAAAAGUACCAAUCUUCAAGAAGCCUCUUCCUCCACCAGUGCCAAUCUACAAGAAACCUCUCCCUCCCCACAUCCCAGUGUACAAGAAGCCUCUUCCACCACCAAUCCCAGUAUACAAGAAGCCUCUUCCACCACCAGUCCCAAUAUACAAGAAGCCUCUUCCACCACCAAUCCCAGUAUACAAGAAGCCUCUUCCACCACCAGUCCCAGUAUACAAGAAGCCACUUCCACCACCAGUCCCAAUAUACAAAAAGCCACUUCCCCCACUAGUCCCAGUAUACAAAAAGCCUCUUCCCCCACCAAUUCCCAUAUACACAAAGCCAUUUCCACCACCAGUCCCAUUCUUUAAGCCAAAGCCAAAGCCACAUCCAUUCUUUAAGCCAAAGCCAAAGCCACAUCCAUUCUUUAAGCCUCACCCUCCACUGCCAAAGAUUCCUCAUCCAUUCUUUAAGCCUCUCCCUCCAUUGCCAAAGAUUCCUCACCCAUUCUUUAAGAAGCCACCAAUCCCACCACUCCACCCAAAAUAUUACUUCCCCCACCCAAAGGAUGGCAAGUUCCCACCCAUGCCACCUUUGGUUCCUCAAUAUCCUUAGGUUAUUAAAGUACCAUAUACCAUUUCCAGUUAUAAGUAGGAGCAUGAAUAUUGUUGUGUGGUGAAGUGAAAGCAUGAAGGAAAUUAAGAUCAAAAUAAAUUAAGCCUUCAAAAGUUCAAGCCUUGAAGAAAAAGAGAAGCAAAGAUCAGAAAGAUAGCUAAGAAAGUGGAACACUUGUUUAUUUAUGAGUUAAUAUUUGACUUGUUUGGAUUUUAUUUCUUUAAAUUGUAAUAUCCCAUUUGUUUUUGUAGAUUUUCGUAUGCAUAUGGCUUCUGUUACAGUGUUACUUUUCAUGUGUUUCAUAGUAAAUAUUCACUAUUCUGUUGUGAUUCCUUUUGGGAUUACAGUUGUGGGAAUUCAAGUUUUAUGUAUUGUAUAUCGCAUACAAGUU